Apaloderma vittatum (bar-tailed trogon) is the source of this 1060-nucleotide messenger RNA. RefSeq names its product suppressor of defective silencing 3 homolog (S. cerevisiae) (gene SUDS3). Gene Ontology annotation, cellular component: Sin3-type complex. The transcript has 11 exons. The annotation marks the transcript as partial. Gene Ontology annotation, biological process: negative regulation of transcription by RNA polymerase II. The record is from RefSeq and is a predicted model, not a curated record. Lineage: Eukaryota; Metazoa; Chordata; Aves; Trogoniformes; Trogonidae. Gene Ontology annotation, molecular function: histone deacetylase binding.
ACACUGAGGAUGCCAGUGAAACUGACCUGGCGAAACAUGAGGAAGAGGACUUUGUAGAAAUGAAAGAACAGAUGUAUCAGGACAAACUGGCAUCUCUUAAGAGGCAAUUACAACAGCUGCAGGAAGGUACUCUUCAGGAAUAUCAGAAAAGAAUGAAAAAGUUGGACCAGCAGUACAAAGAGAGGAUCCGAAAUGCAGAACUGUUCCUCCAGCUGGAGACAGAUCAGGUGGAAAAAAAUUACGUCAAGGAAAAGAAAGCGGCAGCAAAGGAGUUUGAAGAUAAGAAAAUUGAGCUCAAGGAAAAUUUGAUAGCUGAGUUGGAAGAGAAAAAGAAGAUGAUUGAGAAUGAAAAGCUAACCAUGGAGUUAACGGGAGAUUCGAUGGAAGUGAAGCCCAUUAUGACAAGGAAACUGAGGCGACGACCAAAUGAUCCCGUUCCUAUCCCAGACAAGAGGAGGAAACCUGCCCCUGCUCAGCUAAAUUAUUUGUUGACUGAUGAGCAAAUAAUGGAGGACCUGAGAACACUGAAUAAGCUUAAGUCACCCAAGAGACCAGCCUCUCCCUCCUCUCCCGAGCACCUCCCGGCGACACCAGCGGAGUCUCCCGCGCAGCGGUUUGAAGCCCGGAUAGAAGACGGAAAGCUCUACUAUGACAAGAGAUGGUACCACAAGAGCCAGGCUAUUUACCUGGAGUCUAAAGAAAACACUAAGAUCAGCUGCGUGAUCAGCUCUGUGGGUGCCAAUGAGAUCUGGGUGAGGAAAACCAGUGACAGCACAAAGAUGCGAAUCUACCUGGGACAGCUGCAGCGAGGUGUUUUUGUGAUUCGGCGACGAUCAGCUGCGUGACUGUGUGCUCUUCCUUGGUCUUUCUUUUUUUUAUUUUUUAUGUUUAACUGAUAGACGAACCUCUAACGAGGAAUGGCAGUCCGUUCACUCAUCUUAGCAGCAGAGAACGCUGUCAUGACCUCUUCCAAGACAGUUUGUGGCUGGCCACAUAAUCCCCAGUAGUCCUUAAAUCUUUAGUGAUACCCAAGCACUGCCCUGGACUAUUUCUGGAUUUU